Molecule: messenger RNA, 3333 nt
Organism: Alternaria conjuncta
Lineage: Eukaryota; Fungi; Ascomycota; Dothideomycetes; Pleosporales; Pleosporaceae
Exons: 2
Coding region: 1-3333 (1110 amino acids)
Source: RefSeq, a predicted model, not a curated record
AUGGCUAUACUCCGACUCCAGGAUCGUAUGGAAAGAACUGAGGCUGGAAUGAGAGCCUUGACAAGCCGAUGCGAUGCUCAAGACCAAUGGCACGACCUGCUAGUUGAGAUGUUACAUAGACAGGAGAUGAUCUUGGCGGAUAUGCUCAGUACUAUCUACGAAGCGCAAGAGGAGUAUUACGACGAUGAUGAUGAUGAUGAUGAUGACGACGACGACGACGGGCCAUACUGUACGUGCGGCGAGCGUGGAGAUGGGCUUGAUGGUGGAGAUAUGGAUGCAAUGUUAAGAGGUGGAAUGGGUGGGAGAGACGAAGACGAAGAGUUCGUGUAUGAUUAUGGUGGGUACACGAAUUGGGAUAAGAUGGACGCUUCGUCGCAACAGGAGGGUAUGAAUGGAAGCCAGAGUAGUGGUCGCGACAAAGAAAUCAUCCGGGAAUUGCGACAGCAGGUUGAGCUCUUGAAAGAGCAGGUGCGUGCGCUUAUGGAGACCGCGCACCGGGACAGUGUUUCUCGAUCGAGAGACCGCCAAGAGGAGAAAGAGGAUCAACCAAGUCUGCGUGGUGGAAGUGGAGAGGAGGUUGAUCAAAAUGGUAGUCGCGAGCAUGCUGAUACCAGCCACGUCCCUACUCUCACUCCAGCCUCACCACAUUUGCUCUUUCAGCGAGCCGCAACUCGGGUCGGCGAUUCAACCAUCGACUAUAUCCUCGUAUACCUACCUCCAGGCUUCGUCAUUCCCGGAACCAACAAACCCGAGCUUGUUUUCCACAGCGCCGCGACAAUCUACUAUUUCCCAACAGGAGCAACAGAAGAGUUCGUAAAACGAGAAGCCUGGAAGCAGAAGGCUUGUGGAAAUGGACACUGGCAAGAAGUCGCGCUCCACAAGAUACAGUCAAAGCAGGUGUUCAAGAGCGCGAUCGCAAGCUGGUGGGAGACCAUGGGACUAAGCUGGAAUGUCCUGACGGGUGGGGACUGGAACUUUGACGGAGAUGAAGGUGAUAUGUAUAUGGUCAAUGACAACAACCUCUUUCUCACGAAUCGCACAAGAGAAGUAGCCGGCGCGCAAAUCCGGGGCGGAAGUGGCUACGAAACCGACCGAUCGACCGCGAACGAGCGUUCAGCCAACGAUUCUAGCAGUAUUUUUGAGCAGCUCAUGCAAGAGGCCGCGACAUUAUGUGUGGGCCCUCCAACCUCUCAACGUGGAGAUUUUUGGAUGACUCUGGCCAAUGUACUCCAAACACGCAACUGCUUUCUGGAAUGCGAACUCGAGAGCUUCAAGGAGCUAAAUCACAGUCUCAUGCAGGAUCUACAUUGGCAGAUGGACGUGCAAGUGGAGAUGGAGGAGCGGCUGGAUACAGCCCUGGCAGAAAAGGACGCAAUCGCUGAAGAACUGGAGGUUCUCAAGACCCGCUUGAUGAUUUUAGUCGAGAGUACUACAUCUCGUACGGUAUGCACGGAUGAUAAGGAAGACGCCAUUUUGACUGACGAAAUCCCUGUGGAAUCGCCAGGCCUGGGAACGAUGCGAGGCGGUAACGAAGAUCCGUCAUCACCGGCGACAUCUGCGAAGAACACGACUCUACAAGUAUCUCCCUCCGACCCUUCCCAUGCGUGUGUCACUAUCAAAGCGAAAUCUUUCGACUUCUAUCCAAGAAAAUCCAUCAUCGUCUUUGCUGGUGCCUCUCCGCACCUAUACCAGUUUCCUCAUAGGUCGACACUGCCCGAAAUCUGUCGCAUCCUUGAAAUUGACGACGGAGAAGAAUCGCUCACCAACGACCCAUAUAUCGCGCGCGUCUUGGAGAUCAUGAAGAUCCGCGAAGAGAUGGGUAUAGAGUUGCCCGAGAACAUUAGCGAUGAGCGUGUCACUAUCAGCAUAUGCGAUGUUCCGAGUGAUUGUCACUUGGAUCGCGAAACAAAGAUAGCUACAUGGGAGGUGCAUGAGGAAGAUGUGGACGUUCUCGGGAAGCUACUAACGAAGCUUGAUAUCGAUCUAAAAGCAUCCAAGUCGUCUACCAGUACCUCGGUCAGAACCGCAUCGAGCGAAGAAGAGCAAGACUACUACGAAGAUAUUGGUGAUUUGAUCAACUCGCUCAACGACGCAGUCAAAGACCAGUUUGAGACCAGCUCGCCUAAGUUCUGUACGUGUCGGGUACAUCCUGGAAAUGACAGUGAGAGGUUCUCUGAGAUGAAAGAAGUGAAGCAACCAUGUUUGUUAUCCGUUCGUGGCGGUGGUAGCGAUUCUGAGUACUGGAACCAUGAUGCACACGGCAACCGAGUGUUCCCGCUACAAAAUCCCAAGUUGCCUGCUGCACCAGGUGUCCCGCCUAUCACUCCGAAAUCUUAUGGUACGCUGGCACCAAGUACUGAUAGCUUGCUUCCAAACGAGGCCAUCAUCACGGCGAAAAGUCCUUUGAGCAUACGGCUGGGCCGCCUCAUGUUCCCUGCCAAGUUCGUUCAACGGCACGACGACAGCAUCAGCCGCUUUGACUGGCAACAUACUAAGCGACUGAAUCCUCAGUUCAGAGACAAGCGCUCCAUAAGUUACAAGUAUACAAGAGGUGCUCAAUGCGAAGUCUGGGCUAUGCAGCUGGACGAACAUCGAGAGCACUGCGACUAUUGUCAAGCGAUGUUCGUUGAGGAAGACUACGCUAGAAGCAAUGCGACAUCUACGUAUCAAGACGACGCUUCGAAGCCGCCAAUAGAAGCUAGGAGAUCUUCGGAGAACACCAUCUGGCCUGGAAUCAGCAAUGAAACAACCCUCCGUACUGGUGACCACCCAGACUCUGGCUUGAGGGGCGGUGCCGGUCAUGAAAGAGAUCUGGAGCAUGAAGGCGAGGAAAACGAAGACUGGCGAUCCGAGUGGGAAGAUCUAGCUGGUCAAUCUCAAUCCUCGGGUUAUCAGCCUCGCACGUUCCGUAACUCCAGCACGCUUUCCACAAAGACAACGACUUCACCUCCUUCACCCGUUGACCGCAACUUCCGAAAAGAUCGCUGGCCUCAGUCAUGGGAUGUUUGUACCGCCGAAAAGUUCCUAAGGACGGAACAUAGGAAGGUAGAUCGCCGCGAAGUUCGUGCAGCGACUAGCGGCCAGGACAUCACAGACACGAACAUACGCACCCAAAGGUUCUUGCAGAAAGACUUCAGUUCCGAGCCUGAAGCCCAAAACGAAGUUAAAGAAGAGUACUUCCAAACUAGCCUUCCGAACGCCAGCAGCGCCAGCGCCGUCGAGAACGGGCUGGGAAGCCUGGUACAUGAACCGCCGGCUUCCUUACCUACCAUCCGACAAAUCACUUCCGGCCACACCUCGCGCAUCGAUGUCAACUCUGACCAGGACCUCUGA